AUGGUUAAGAAGAGAAAGAACAACGGCCGCAACAAGAAGGGCCGCGGCCACGUCAAGCCCAUCCGCUGCUCCAACUGCUCGCGGUGCACGCCCAAGGACAAGGCCAUCAAGCGGUUCACCAUCCGCAACAUGGUCGAGUCUGCUGCUAUUCGUGAUAUCUCGGACGCCUCGGUCUUCGCCGACUACACCGUUCCCAAGAUGUACCUUAAGCUGCAGUACUGUGUCUCUUGCGCCAUUCACGGCAAGAUUGUUCGUGUCCGCUCCCGUGUCGGCCGUCGCAACCGCGCUCCCCCGCCGCGUGUUCGGUACAACAAGGACGGCAAGAAGGUCGUCCCCACCCAGGCCAAGACCCCCACUGCUUAA
Sporothrix brasiliensis 5110 is the source of this 363-nucleotide messenger RNA. Its product is annotated as small subunit ribosomal protein S26e. Gene Ontology annotation, molecular function: structural constituent of ribosome; mRNA binding. The record is from RefSeq and is a predicted model, not a curated record. The coding region runs from base 1 to 363 and encodes 120 amino acids. Gene Ontology annotation, cellular component: cytosolic small ribosomal subunit; ribosome. NCBI's taxonomy places the organism in Eukaryota, Fungi, Ascomycota, Sordariomycetes, Ophiostomatales, Ophiostomataceae. The transcript has 4 exons. Gene Ontology annotation, biological process: translation.